CUAUAAAACGCAGAGAAGUUGAUAAAGACCUAUUUUUAUUGAGUUUUUGGUCGACCCGUAUUCAGAAGGCCAGACUGAAACCUCGGCAACUGUCACCAGGUUUCCUCAAUUUUUCAUCAAUUGGAUAAAGUUUCCGUUUGGUUCUCGAAAUGUCUGCGGAAGAGGAAGAGAAUGCUACCGAGCUGAAAAUCGGUGACGAGUUUAUGAAGGCCAAGUGUUUAAUGAAUUGUGAAGUUGCUUUGAUUCUUGAACACAAAUAUGAGCAGCUUCAACAAAUGUCAGAGGAUCCACUGAAUCAGGUUUCCCAAGUGUUUGAAAAGUCACUGCAGUAUGUGAAGCGCUUUAGCCGCUAUAAAAAUCCUGAUGCUGUUAGACAAGUGCGAGAAAUCCUCAGUAGAUAUCAAUUGGCUGAGUUCGAGCUUUGUGUUCUUGGUAACCUUUGCCCUGAAACAGUGGAGGAAGCUAUUGCUAUGGUACCAUCUAUUAAGACCAAAGGACGGGCUCAUGAUGACGAGGCAAUUGAGAAAAUGUUGAAUGACCUGUCACUCAUUAAGAAAUUUGAAUAGAGUAUCAGUGCUGAUUAUGCACUCGACAAUCUUAUAGAGUUGUAAUCUCUGCCAUCCAAUAUCGCGAGGUAGGGAACUUCUGAUGAUUGUGUAGACUCUCUAACAUGAUGUUGAAGUGAAAGUCAAUACAGCUAUUUAUGGUUAUUCCAUCAA
Alnus glutinosa is the source of this 719-nucleotide messenger RNA. Its product is annotated as DNA-directed RNA polymerase II subunit 4. The record is from RefSeq and is a predicted model, not a curated record. The transcript has 7 exons. NCBI's taxonomy places the organism in Eukaryota, Viridiplantae, Streptophyta, Magnoliopsida, Fagales, Betulaceae. Gene Ontology annotation, cellular component: RNA polymerase II, core complex; P-body. Gene Ontology annotation, molecular function: translation initiation factor binding; nucleotide binding. Gene Ontology annotation, biological process: transcription initiation at RNA polymerase II promoter; nuclear-transcribed mRNA catabolic process, deadenylation-dependent decay; positive regulation of translational initiation. Bases 150 to 566 code for a protein of 138 amino acids.